AUGGACGGCAGAAUGGAUAACCAGAGUGUGAUAGUGGCGCCCGAGCGAAGAAACUAUAGCAAGGCACCGCAAGAGCAUGUGUCAGAGUUCUGGGACUCUUUCUUCACCAAGAAGCCGGGCAAGGUGACAUCAAUCUUCCCGCGAAGUCUCUAUCGGAGCCUGCUGCCCCUGGAGAAGCUCAGUCUGUCGACCUCUACUCAAAAUGCUGCCGAUUCCUACGAGGCCGCCGCCCGCGAGUGCCGCGAGCGCGUCAAGCGCAUAGUGCGCGAGGCCCAUCGCACCAACGAGAAGUUCACCGACCCAGACUUCGACCUGGCCACUGACUAUUGCCGUAACACCCUCGACGGGCUCCGCAGCAAGAGCAGUUUCAACACGGGCUCGGUCCACCGGGUCGACUGGAUCUUUGAGAACCCGCAGUUCACCAUCAACGGCUGUGAGGCCUCCGAUAUCGUCCAGGGCGCCAUCGGCGACUGCUGGUGGCUCGCGGGCACCGCGACCAUAGCGCACCGCAAGGAUCUCAUGGAGCGCGUGUGCGUUGCCCGGGACGAGGAAGUCGGGGUUUACGGCUUCGUCUUCUAUCGUGACGGAGAGUGGGAGCCCGUUUUGGUCGACGACAGCCUGUACCUCUCUGCUCCUGAUUUUCGUGAGGACCACGACCCAACGGGCAAGAAAGCACGCGAGUGGCGUCGCAACCACCAAACCGGAUCCAAUGCACUCUUCUUCUCCAAAUGCCAAGAUCCAAAUGAAACCUGGCUCCCUCUAAUGGAGAAAGCAUAUGCCAAGAUUCACGGAGACUAUCACGCUAUCGAAUCUGGGUGGGCCGGACAGGCUGUGGAAGACAUGACUGGUGGUGUAACCGCCAACCUUGCUACUAAUUGUGUUCUCAACAAGGACAAGCUAUGGCGUGAACUUUCGAGCCAGAAUGGAGACUUCGUGUUUGCAUUAGCUUCCCGACCGGACGACAGCGAUGGUCUAUUUGGUAGCCAUGCAUACUCUAUCCUCCGAGCCACGGAGGUGAGUGGCGAGGACGGACAAAAGGUGAGACUGGUGCAAGUCAGGAACCCCUGGGGUGAUGGCGAGUGGAACGGCCCAUGGUCAGAUGGGUCGAAAGAGUGGACGCCGUACUGGUUGACGAAACUUGGUCAUACCUUUGGCGAUGAUGGCGUCUUUUGGAUAUCCUAUCAUGAUAUGCUUGAGAAGUUCGAAGAUAUUUCUCGAACUAGGCUCUUUGAUAAGAGUUGGAGCGUGGUCCAGCAGUGGGCUACGAUGAAUAUUUCUUGGGUCACUGGCUACUCGCAGUGCAAGUUCUCGCUCGAGAUCAAACAAGGAGGCUUGGUAGUCAUCACCUUGGCUCAGCUAGAUGAUCGCUAUUUCAGGGGGCUGGAAGGACAGUACGACUUUUCGCUACAUUUUGUGCUUCAAGAACAAGGAGCCAAAUCUGGAGACCACAUUUGUCGCGUACGUGCUGGUAUAUACAACGGCAACCGAUCAGUCUCUUGCGAGGUGGAGCUUGAGGCCGGUUGCUACGAGGUCAUCCCAAAGAUCACGGCCACUCGCGAUACCAGCAAGGACAUGGUGGAAGACAUUGUUAAGCAGCGGGCUCAGAGCAACCCACAGAAGUUACGCCAGAUAGGAAUGCAGUAUGACCUGGCUCACGCAAAGGCUGGUAUUACUGACGAAGACCUCGUGUUGCACACAAAGGCGGAAAAGAAGAAACUGGAAGAAAAGAGAAAUGCCAAGGAGAAAGAGGCGAAGGAAAAGAGAAGGCAGCACAGGUCGUCUCUUAAACAGCAGGGACCUGAAACGAAACAAACCGAACAGCAGACGGAAGCAGCUUUGGGUGCGGACCACGUUGAGGAGGAUCAAAAGCAAGCCAACGCUAAAGACAUCCGGGAGGAGCACAACAAAGAUCCUAAGGCCGAUGAGGGUAAAACUGACAAUAAGGAGAACAUCAAAGAGGAGGAGGAUGGCGAGAAGAAGACCGAGAUGAACACUGUACCAGUCAAGACUGAACCUAAUGCAGAGAAGGCACAGGGCGAGUCUGAGCUGGUGAAGUGCAAAGUUUGCGAGGAACGGGAGAAAAAGGAGGAAGAGAAAGAUGAAAAAGACGACAGCGAAGCCUACGGCAGUGAUGAGGACGACAAUGAUGACAGCAGCAGCGAGUCCUCGGAUGACUUUCAUGAACACCCCGGACCAUGGAAUGCGGUCUGUGUCGUUGGCCUCCGUGUUUACUCGCAGUGUGAAAAUGUGUCUGUCAGACUUGUAGAGCCCAAAGACCCUGAGGAAGGAGCCUUGCUUUCGGUAGAUUCGGCCCCAGCUGGCGCAACAAUCCCGGAGCGGGCUCGAAACGAGUGGCCUCCCAUGGAAACAGCCAAGGGGAAAGAUGUCAGUCCGAGCGAUGACGCGGCAAAGCCGGACGCCGAGGUCCGCCACCCUUUGAAGGCCAGCCGGAGCGGUGGGACGGAAGAGCAGGGCAAGGCGCCGAAGAAACGGCGCAAGGUUCUGCUGGUCUCCGUGGGCAUUGUGCCCUUUGAUGUGGCGGACAACCCAAUGGCUCUCCUAGAGGAGAGCUACUUGGCCCCGCCAUGUCCGCUGCGACAAGCUGGCGAUGUCGGGGAACAAAAUGGGCUAAUUCUGGUUGUUAUAUUCUACUAUCAGCACAUGACGUGUGACCUCGAACGUCCCUGCACCAGAUGUAUCAAGAGAAACAUUGGACAUCUUUGUCACGACGAGCCGCGAGAACACGAAAGUAAAAAGGCCAAGAGCGCUCUCGGGACGGCGGCGGACGACUCCGAGCACCAGACAGAUAUGACCCAGACCUCGCGCGAUGGACAAGCGGCCACCAACACGAUGACAACCUACGAUGGCCGGAUGGACGCAGUCGGAUCGGGCCUUGACAACGGCGCCGCGGCGGCUGUCCUAGGCCGAGGAAACCCCUUACUUGUGCCACAGUCACCGUUGACAGGGGUGCGGCCAAAUGCAAUGGGAUCUGAGAACUUGAAUAGCUUUCCCGGCUUCUCGGAUGGCUGGAUAAAUCAAAGUCACUUUCAUGAUAUGCACGGCUAUCAUCCAAGCUUCAACUUGAUCACGCCCGAGGUAACGAAUGAGUUCAAUCUCCUGAGCGACUUCUUAAACGGAAGUCUGCUGGAAGAUGGCUCGCUACUGCAGGACGAACAGUCGCAAAAUCUACCUGGCACGGCUCAAGCCGAUACAAUUGUUUCUUCGUUCCUUAACAGCACUGGCGAGAAUUCCGAAACUUUGAACGGUACAGGGAACAGUAUGCUUCCACCAAGUGCAAUACCGCAUCAAAAGGAAGCGCUUUCGACGUCACAGGGUGAGCUGGGCAAGUCAAUAGUCCGUCCCUCGAGCACUGUCGCGAUAGACAAGGCGCGUGAAUAUUACCUUCAAGCUGCAGAUCCGUCUGGCAACGACACGGCAGAGGAACGCAUGCAGAGGUUGCUCAAGGCCAAGUAUGAUGCGGGACUUCUCAAGCCUUUCAACUAUAUUAAGGGAUACUCGCGUCUCUCAAAUUAUCUUGACAGUCAUAUCGCAGCAACAUCUAAGCAAAAGAUUCUACGACAGCUUGACCGAUUCCGGCCAAAGUUCCGUGAAAAGAUUCAUGCUCUAACAGACAUUGAGCUUGUAUAUGUCGAGAUGUGGUUUGAAAAGACUCUUAUGGACUACGACCGGGUGUUUGCAAGCAUGGCAAUACCAGCUUGUUGCUGGCGAAGGACGGGUGAGAUCUUUCGAGGAAACAAAGAGAUGGCAGAGCUCAUCAACGUACCGGUGGACGACUUGCGAGAUUGUUGGAGAGAGGAACAGUAUGAUGUUGCAGAGCAUAUGUACACCAAGAUGGAGGCCCUAUUGCCAUCUCUCACACAUCGUUCUGUGGAGAACUUGGUCGAGGCGAUCUUCGAAAUUGGCUGCCAUCUGAUGGCUAAGAAAGACUUUGUCAUGGCAGUCAAAUGGCUGGGUAGAAGCAACGAUAUUAUCACCAACCAAAGUAUCGACCAGCUCACAGAAGAUGGUAUCAAACUUCGGUUUGCAGUAUCCCAAGCUCACAUCGCCGCCCUUAUGGGUGUUGAAACCGCUGAAGGCUUCGAGAAGGCCAGAGGCCUAGUCAGUUACAUCGAGACGGAAAUUGGAAGUCAGCCAUUUGUUCUUAUCUUGAAGCUGGAGCUUCUGAACAAAUCGCCUGCUGAGACUUUCGACUGUGAGGCUUACUGCGGCAUUCUGCGAGAAAUGAUUAGGUCCUUUAACUAUGCUGAGUCAACAUUCAGAGCCUUGAGAAAGCAUCUUGCAAAGCUUCGGGACAAAAGUCCUAGUCUUGGCAUGAAGCUAUUAGACGAGUUCGUGACAUUUCUGCACGACGCUGGAUUUGAUAAGAGCGAAAGUGUGGAAUGGUACGAAAAGCUUGUGGUUCUGCGUGUUAAGAUGACUACGCAAUGUCAUGAAUCUUCCGAACACCUUAAUACGGCCAAGAUACUCUUCGCCAGAUGCGAACAUCCAUUAGGCACACGAGGUGCAGUAGCAUCUCAAACGCUGCUCUGGAAGAUGCUCGAUACAAAGUUUUCUAUGAAACAAUUUGACGUAGCUCAAGAAUGGGGUCACAUUGCAUUGUUGCCAGUCUUCAAAGAAGCAGGACCUAACAAUCGAGCAAAAAUUGAAAGAAAGUUGCUGCUCUGUAAUGUAUCCCUGAAUGAGCCCGAGGCAGCCAUGUCUAUUUACCACUCAAUGUCGGAACAAAGCCAGAAGGACAAGAAAACAAGCUAUGUCAUGUUCAAGGUUGCGAUUCGCAACUCGGACCUUGAGCUCGCUGUACAGUGCCUGGAGACCAUGAGCAGCGCCAGUGACUCUGAGGAUUUAAUUUAUGCUUGUGUACUCGAUGCGCAGAAGUCAGGCGACAAGGCUUAUGUUGUCGAAGCCUUGAGAAAGCUGGUUCAAGUGCGCAAGAUUCGACCAAAUGGGCCUGUUCACUUACCUGCACUUUUGAGAUGCAGUAUCAGGUUCCUACAAAAGCUAAUGGAUGACAACGGGUCAUCAGUUGAUGUGGAUGGAGCUGCAGUUGUCCAUGUUGUGACAAUGUUCGAGGAAGCCGCAAAAGCCAUCGAGCGCAAAGAAACGGGGGCAGAUGGCACAAAGCUUUUUAGUCUUCAAGAGCUGGAGUGGUUUUGCCAGAAUGCUUACAAUAUUUCUGUGAAAUACGCACAAGCUUGGGAUCCUAGAUGUUUGGUGCGAACAUUGGAUGUGUGCGUUAGAGUCAUGGGACAUUUCCCUGAAGACGCAGUGUCACCUGUGGUUGACGACCUACCCCUCCGAAGACUCUUUUGCCAUUUUAUCAAUGCAUCAGCUCUGACAGCGCUUGCACGGACCCAGAAAGACGUCGAACGGCAGCUCCUGGACUACCAAGCCGUCCGCAAAAACGUUGCAGGAUUUGAAGAGGCAUUGGAAGCAUGCCGCGGAAGACUUAGAUUGCCCGAAGCGCAAUACAAACAGCUACUCAAGAAAUUGCAGAUAAUCAUAGUCUUUGACUUUGAAUCUGCACUGUAUCUCAGGCAGACAUCGGAGCUUGGCGAGAUCAUACGCCGCGCCUCUAUUUGUAGGAAUGCGGAGUCCUUCAAGGCUAUGGCUGACAGUUUGCUGAGGCUACACACUGUCUCGAAAAUCGCACCGAGAGAUUUUUACUCUGCGUUGAAUCUUCUCGUGGACGAACUUGCCGCGCUGCCAGACUGCGACAACGUCAAGCUCGCCAGGUAUUCUCGAUGGGUUUUUCAAGUACUGAUGGGUAUCGACACGAAACUUGCCCUCGAGGAGCUCCGGUCCACCUGUGAAAUGGCAAAAAGGGCACUAGAAACGACAGGGUCUCACUGGCCCCGCGAGGAGCUCGAAUGGAUUGCCAUCAUGGCUUUCAAUCAUGGCAUUGAGGCUUCAGGUCUAAAUGACGAAGAUGACGCUCAACCCUGGGUAGAAAUUGCAAUGAGCCUGGCACAUUACAACAGCGACGGUGGUGCUUUGGAGACGUCGAUGUACGAAAGCUUUACUUCAUUUCGCCUGAACCGACAACAUGGGAAUGGCUAA
This is a messenger RNA of Pyricularia pennisetigena, 6078 nucleotides long. RefSeq lists its product as uncharacterized. The coding region runs from base 1 to 6078 and encodes 2025 amino acids. The record is from RefSeq and is a predicted model, not a curated record. The transcript has 16 exons. Lineage: Eukaryota; Fungi; Ascomycota; Sordariomycetes; Magnaporthales; Pyriculariaceae. Gene Ontology annotation, biological process: meiotic cell cycle; regulation of synaptonemal complex assembly; proteolysis. Gene Ontology annotation, molecular function: calcium-dependent cysteine-type endopeptidase activity.